UCUCUCUCUAGACACAGUUAUAAGGCCAAACAGAGAGGAAGAGAGAGAGAGAGAGAGGUGAAUCACUACCAGCCCAUGGAGGUAAGCAGAGUCUCUGGCAUGUUCUCUUUAUGCUCGUCGAUCAAAAGCAAGUGUUCACUCUCUUCCUUUUCGCCUCUUCUUCGAACCAAUUCACGGAUUCCCGUUCCCUCAAAGAGAGGAUUUCUCGGCUAUUCCAUGUCUAGUAGAAAACGAGAUCUAUGCAUCGCUUCUUCUGGUUCUAGUUCUAAUACAUAUGGAUUUGAGGGUUCUUAUCAUCAGGGUGCUGCUGAAUCUUUCUUCAGGACAGCGCUAGAAAGCAUGGAGAAGGUCUAUUUAAGUAGGAAUCCCACUGCAAGUUCCAUACUGGAGCUUGUUCGUUCGUUUGAUGGUGAAAUUUUCUAUGACCAUCUUGCAUUCAGGACAUUUGGGGCUGAUGGUUAUGGAAUUGACUCCAUGGCAAGGUUUUUCCUUGACUUUGGUUAUACGCCUCAGGAUGAAUUGAGAUUUCCUGCAAAAAAAUUGAAAGCGUUGUGGUUUGCUCCUCCCAGUAGUCCAUCUUCUGAAAAUGGGAGUGGUGUUAAUGGGCCUUUGCCCAGAAUAUUCAUAUCAGAACUUCUUGUCAAUGAGAUGAGUCCUGAAGCUCAGGAAAUAAUUAGAAAAUACACUAAAAUAUCUGGCAGUGGGAAUAAAUACGCCGCACUUGCAAGUGCACUGGGAUCUUUAACAUGGGAAAGGCCCCUGCAUUCUGAAUUCCAGCAACUAGCUAGGGAGAGUGAAUAUGCUGCAUGGACUCUUGUCAAUGGAUAUGCAGUGAACCAUGUAACUAUUUCCACUCAUCGGCUGAAGUCCCACUUGGGAAACAUUAAUAGUUUCAAUCAAUUUAUUGAAGAAAAUGGAUAUAAAUUGAAUUCUGAAGGUGGAACUUUAAAAGUGAGUCCUGAUGGUCUUCUGCUGCAGAGUUCAACUGUAGCAGAUUCAAUGCCCUUUCAUUUUUCUGAUGGAGUAGUUGAAUCUGUUCCUUGUUCAUACAUCGAGUUUGCGGAGCGUCUGGUGUUGCCUCAGUAUAAAAACUUACCUGAAAAAGAGAUCAAGGAAUACCACAGGCGCGAUGGUUUUGAGGUUGGAAAUGCUGACAAGAUAUUUGAGAGCACAUCAAGGGAUCAAUUAACAAGAAAAGCUGUAUAACAAUCAGUAAACAACUUGUCGUUAUAGUUUCUUACUUAUCUGCACAAUAAAGUAAGUUUAACGUGCAUGAAAUGGAAUGGCCAACUGGGUGCUUUUUGUCUUACAAUCUGGAAUGAGCUGACAUGAAAUAACUAAGAUGUGUAUAAACAUAUUAUCUUACUGUAAUAAGGUUCAUUGCAAACGUUUGUGUUA
Messenger RNA from Macadamia integrifolia, 1398 nucleotides. RefSeq lists its product as uncharacterized. The transcript has 7 exons. Bases 76 to 1206 code for a protein of 376 amino acids. Gene Ontology annotation, molecular function: oxidoreductase activity. NCBI's taxonomy places the organism in Eukaryota, Viridiplantae, Streptophyta, Magnoliopsida, Proteales, Proteaceae. The record is from RefSeq and is a predicted model, not a curated record.